GCCCAAGAGACCAAACUGGGGUAAUACGUGGCCCGGUUCCCCGUUCAGCUUCUCUGCGGAAUCAAAGCAAGCUUUUUCCUUCUCUCUGAUUUUGGGAAGUGGGUUUUGGGAGAAAAUGGUGUUGGUAUUGGCGUUGGGGGAUUUACACAUACCCCACAGAGCUCCUGAUCUUCCUGCCAAGUUUAAGUCCAUGCUUGUCCCUGGCAAGAUCCAACACAUCAUUUGCACUGGCAAUCUUUGUAUCAAAGAGGUACAUGACUACCUGAAGACUCUUUGUCCAGAUUUGCAUAUCGCUCGAGGUGAGUAUGACGAAGAGACAAGAUAUCCUGAGACCAAAACGCUUACUAUUGGUCAAUUUAAGCUCGGAUUAUGCCAUGGUCAUCAGGUUAUUCCAUGGGGGGACCUAGACUCUCUAGCAAUGCUUCAGAGGCAAUUGGAUGUAGACAUCCUUGUAACAGGUCACACUCAUCAGUUCACAGCCUACAAACACGAGGCCGGAGUCGUUAUAAACCCAGGGUCUGCAACCGGUGCUUACAGCAGCAUUACCUAUGAUGUUAACCCGAGCUUUGUCCUCAUGGAUAUUGAUGGCCUGCGCGUUGUGGUCUACGUUUAUGAACUCAUCGACGGGGAGGUUAAGGUUGACAAGAUUGAUUUCAAGAAGACAACCACCACGACUCACUCUGCUCAUUGAACACAGAUCUUAUUGUUUGCUCGUUUUGUCACAAGACUUGUGUAGGGAUUUCUCCGUAUAUUCUGUUUCUGAUGUGUCCGAUCCAUUGUCUUUGUAUUUGGGUUAGAGUUGGUGCUUUUCAUUCUAUAGUGACGGCCACAAUAACAUUUUUGUACUGACUAUGUUUUUUUUUUUUUCCUUUUUUCCUAAAAAAUAAUCAAGUUGUGGUA
Morus notabilis is the source of this 900-nucleotide messenger RNA. RefSeq names its product vacuolar protein sorting-associated protein 29. The transcript is spliced from 4 exons. NCBI's taxonomy places the organism in Eukaryota, Viridiplantae, Streptophyta, Magnoliopsida, Rosales, Moraceae. Gene Ontology annotation, cellular component: endosome; retromer complex. Gene Ontology annotation, biological process: intracellular protein transport; retrograde transport, endosome to Golgi. The record is from RefSeq and is a predicted model, not a curated record. The coding region runs from base 116 to 691 and encodes 191 amino acids.